UGUAAUACAACCCUCGAAGAUGCGCACAUCGUCGAGGAGCCCGUCUUGGGCAAAUUGACAUUCCACCAUCUCGGCCUCAUCCUCUGCGUAGUAUUCGGCCUAAUAGCCGUGGUUAUAUCACUAUGGCUGAUAUUCCAACACGCGAUCCACUACCAGCGACCAAACCAGCAAAAGCAGAUAAUAAGGAUACUGUUCAUGAUACCUGUCUACGCUGUCGUCAGCUUUUUGAGCUACGUUUUCUACAGGAAAGCAAUAUACUUUGAGGUCUUGCGAGACUGCUAUGAAGCAUUCGCGAUCAGCAGUUUCUUUGCUCUGCUGUGUGAUUACAUUGCUCCCAAUCUGCAUGAGCAGAAAGAGUACUUCCGGAGUGUACAGCCCGUCAAUUGGUUCUGGAGUGUGUUUGGCCUGCAAAAAUGUACGGGAGGACAGAAUAAAGGACCGUUGAGGAAACCGAGAAGUGGAUUGACUUGGUUCAAUGUCAUCUGGGCUGGUAUUUUCCAGUACUGCGUCAUUCGAGUCUUGUUCACCCUCGUCUCGGUUAUCACCGAAGCUUUUGGACGAUACUGCGAAGCAUCUCUGAGCCCGGCUUUUGGGCACAUCUGGGUCCUGGUCUUUGAGUCGCUAUCGGUCACCGUCGCCAUGUUUAUGGUGGUUCAGUUCUAUAUCCAGCUGAAGACGGACUUGGCAGAACAUAAUCCCUUCCUGAAGGUCUUGUCGAUCAAGUUGGUCAUCUUCUUCUCAUUCUGGCAAACAAUCGUCAUCUCCUUCCUCUCCUCUGACAAAGGACCGCUACAACCCACGAAACAUCUGGCGUAUCAAGACAUCAAGAUUGGAAUUCCAUCCGUACUGCUCUGCAUCGAGAUGGCUUUCUUCUCAGUCCUCCAUAUCUUCGCAUAUCCUUGGAAACCGUACAACGUCAAACACCUCGAUCCCAUGGCAGCGGACAUCGCAGAUCGAAGCGGCUACAAAGGUGGACCAAUGGGCAUCAAAGCGAUCGUGGACGCCUUCAAUCCAUGGGAUAUCAUCAAAGCUAUUGCAAGAGGAGGACGAUGGAUGUUCGUGGGCUUCAGAACUCGACAGCAAGACGUUAGCUACCAG
This is a messenger RNA of Pseudocercospora fijiensis CIRAD86, 1098 nucleotides long. RefSeq lists its product as uncharacterized. The transcript has a single exon. Lineage: Eukaryota; Fungi; Ascomycota; Dothideomycetes; Mycosphaerellales; Mycosphaerellaceae. Gene Ontology annotation, biological process: transport. Gene Ontology annotation, molecular function: transporter activity. The annotation marks the transcript as partial. The record is from RefSeq and is a predicted model, not a curated record.